UAGUUGAAAAGUGAGUGUUCGGUCGACAUGUUUCCGCCGGGACGAUGGCUUGUCCCAAUGUUCUUGCUGAUUUCGAACAGGAUAUGCUUGAUCAAAGGUGCCCAAAUUCUUGUCAUCGCCCCCUUUGAGUCACUUUCACAGUGCCUGCUGAUGACACCCUAUAUAGAGGCUUUAAAUAAUCGGGGUCACCAGAUGACCGUGAUACAUGCUUACAAAAUCUGCAAGCCCAUUGAGAAUGUGACCUUCAUCCGUGUAAGGGAUAAUGAUAGAGUUUAUUCAGAUUUUGAAGAAUUCAUGGGAAUCUCUUCAGAAAGUAAUAAGUGGGGAGAAAUGAAUUCCAUGUCAAGGAUCAUGAUAAAAGUUUUCCUAAAUGUUUUAAAUAACUGGGAAGUCCGAAAGCUAAUGCAAUCGAAUGCCACAUUUGACUUGGUUGUUAUGGAACCAAGUUUCACUGAUGUUCUUUACGGGAUGGCAGCACAUUUCAAUGCCCCGUUGGUGGGGAUAUCUACAUGUGUGGCGGAUUGGAAUCUUAACACUCUGGUGGGUCAUGGAACAUCCACAUUGGAGGAACCUUUUAUGCCUUAUGGCUCUAAGUACGCUCGAAAUAUUUGGGAUCGGAUAUUUAAUUGGUUCUAUACCACAGAGGAGUGGCUCCUGAUGAAAUUGGUUUACUUACCGAAACUGCGUCUCGUUUACGAUCAUUUCUUUGGUCAUGUGGAGAAGGGAUUUUAUGAGAUUCGUCAAGAAUUUGCACUAAUCCUGCUAAAUCAACACUUUAGCCUUUUUCAGGCCAGGGCGAAUGUUCCACGAAUGGUCGAGGUGGGUGGCUUCCAUAUCCCCAAAGAGGAUCCCAAACUGCCAGAGGAUCUUCAAGUAUUCAUUGAUGAGGCAGCACAUGGUGUUAUUUACUUUUCUUUGGGUGUGGAACAGGAGAGUAAGGAUCUCCCAAAGGAAACUCAGGAAAUGCUUUUUGAAACUUUCAAUUCGAUGCCACAGCGUGUGAUUUGGAAAUAUGAGGGUGAACCUCCAAAAAGUCUUGGUACUAAUAUCUAUAUUUCCGAACUCUUGCCACAGCGUGCCAUUUUGGCCCAUCCCAAUGUAAAGCUUUGUAUUAACCAUGGCGGUAUGCUAAGUAUCAUUGAGAGUGCCUACUAUGGUAAGCCGGUUUUGGGUCUGCCUUUGUUCUACGAUCAAUUCAGAAAUUUGGAAAUCAUGGAAGAAGGCGGUGCAGCCCACAAUUUAGACAUUUCAAGCGUAACUGGAGAUGUACUUAAGGAUACUAUAAAUCGCAUGAUAAGUCAGCCAAAAUACCAAGAGAAUGCCUUGGCUAUAUCGCAAAGAUUUCGGGAUCAGCCGAUGCAUCCCUUAGAAACGGCCAUCUAUUGGACGGAGUACAUUGCACGCUACAAGGGAGCACCCCAUAUGACCGUAUCUCAAUCACAGGUUAAGAUCUUCGAAUAUUAUUCCCUGGACAAGUUCCUGAUGGUUGGAAUUCGGUUAUCCCUGGUAAUGGGUAUCGUUUUCUUAUUACUUUCUAAAGGAAGGUGUUGCCUGUAUUACUUGACCAGAUUGACAAAACCAUUUAUGCCAGAUUUUGGUUUUCUAAAUAAUAACAAAGCAAAAAGUUAAGUUAAAGCUAAUGUUAUAUUAGUUUUUAAGAGUAAGUUUAAAAACCUAAGAAUUCCCAUAAAAUAGAUUUUAGUUCAUUAAAAAGAUAUACUUUUUUAAAACUUAAAAUAAAGAAUAGGUGUUUAAGAGAUAUCUAUAACCUUGUGGCAGUAGCUGCGCACUGAAAAUGUAUAUUUCGUAUUCGAUGGUAAUUAUUUUAUUGUUUUUCUUUGGAUUGAUUACAGGAGGGACAAUGAAUAAUAAGCACUGUGUGCAAGUUUAUCUUAUCUUAAUUGCCGCUUUAUUUAUGAUUGUUUCUAAGUGUUUUUAGAAUUAUUUUUGGAUCAGUUAUAGACAGGCAGAAAUGUUUGCGGUUGUUGCUUUGUUAAUAGAAAAUUACAAAUAAUGUUUGUUAA
Molecule: messenger RNA, 2024 nt
Organism: Drosophila eugracilis
Lineage: Eukaryota; Metazoa; Arthropoda; Insecta; Diptera; Drosophilidae
Gene: Ugt304A1
Product: UDP-glycosyltransferase UGT5
Exons: 2
Coding region: 28-1629 (533 amino acids)
Molecular function (GO): UDP-glycosyltransferase activity
Source: RefSeq, a predicted model, not a curated record